UUAUUUCUUGCUCUAAGACUCUACGACAACAACAACAGCAAGAAAGACGCUAAUGCGAACGGAAGUCAACAAUGUUGACGUCGGUAAUUUGAGGUAACUAAUCAGAAACGGAAACGCCAUCACUUAAAGCAACAACAACGACAACGAUAAACACAACAACAACAGCAACUACAACUAUCAGGCAAAAUGAUUAAGUUUCGCUACAAACGCAAAGAACCGGCAAAUACAGUGGCCAAAACGACAGCAACUACGCUGGAAGAUGCGAAGACCGCGAAUAAAAAUAAUGACAAUAACAACAACAACAACCAGAAUAACAACAGUAAAAAUGCUAAAAAUAGCAACGCUGAAAAUCAUAAGGAUGCCAAAGCAACAAAAGAGAAUGGCCGAGCAAACCAGAGUGCGGUGGCACAACAACAGCAGCAGCAGCAGCAGCAACAACAGCAGCAACACCAAAUCCACCAAUUCAAGCAGCAGAUGCAACAAAGACAAUUGCAACAACAACAACAAAUGCAACAGUUCCAGCAGCAAAUGCAGCAACACCAACAAUUUCAACAACAACAACUGCAGCAGCAGCAGCAGCAGCAGCAUUAUACGCAAACACCUGCCAACUCCAUCGCCGCCAACAACAACAGCUCGCCCCUAAAGCCCCAGCAUCCGCAACACGCGCAGCUGAUCAGCAACAAUGGCACUUUGCCGCGCAGCUCUCCACGCAAGGCAUACGAUCCGCUGUUGGAUGGCUACAAAUCGGCGACGUUGACCCGGCAAACCGCCAGCAGCCGCAAAGUGUCCGCGCUGGCGAAGGUGGCCUCGACGGCGGAGCUGGCUGGGUGGGGGUAUGCGUUCGGUGGCAGCAUGAAUAAUAUAAUUAACAGCAAUAGCAAUGGCAGCAGUAACAACAACAACAACAACAGCUACUACUACAAGAAAAGUAACAGCAACGAGCACAUCUUCGGCAGCAACGACACUCUACUCUCGCUGACGGCCAAUGGAGCGUACGGCGAGCGUGAUCGUUGCAUAAAUGCGGUGAUUGAACUUUUCCAACAACUACAAACCAGCUCAGAGCCAGCCUUAUGCCCGGAACCUUUGCGUCGCGCUUUGGCCAGUGGCCCUCUGGCUGGUCGUCGCUUUCCGCUGGGCUGUCUUGGCGAUGCCGCCGAAUGUUUUGAGCUACUCUUACAUCGUGUACACUCGCACAUUUCCUUGGACGAUGGCGAUGCUUGCGAGUCGCAGGCUUGUGUGGCUCAUCGCCGCUUUGCUAUGCGCGUCAUCGAGCAGAGCGUCUGCAAGUGUGGCGCCAAUUCGGAGCAAUUGCCAUUCACACAGAUGGUUCACUAUGUGUCAGCAUCGGCGUUGACCUCACAAAAUAGCUUGGCAUUGCAGAAUCAUCAGCAGCUAACUUUUGGCCAAUUAUUGCGCGCCGCUGGCAAUAUGGGUGACAUCAGAGAUUGUCCAAACGCUUGUGGCGCCAAAAUCGGCAUUUGCCGCGCGCUGCUCAAUCGUCCCGAUGUUGUCUCUAUUGGCAUUGUGUGGGACUCGGAACGUCCCGCCGCCGAUCAAGUGCAUGCUGUACUCAAAGCAAUCGGCACCAGCUUACGUCUAUCGGACGUUUUCCAUCAGGUCGCCGAACAGCGUUGGGCGCAAAAUGUACAACACGAACUGGUCGGCAUUGUCUCGUAUUACGGCAAACACUACACGACCUUCUUCUUCCACACCAAACUCAAAGUGUGGGUGUACUUCGAUGAUGCUAAUGUGAAGGAAGUCGGUCCCAACUGGGAGGGUGUUGUCGACAAGUGCAGCCGCGGUCGCUAUCAACCCCUACUGCUGCUCUACGCCGUACCACAGCCACCAUCGGGGGGUGCACAAUUCGCACCCGAGACCAAUCAAUCCACCAUCGUGCGCCGCGCUAUCACACCAAGUCCCAUCACACCGGAGAAGCCCAACUUGGGUAACACUCGUCGUGCCAUUACGCCCACACCACUGCGUUCACCCAACGACUAUCAGAACUUGAGUGUCAUACAGAAGAGUAUCUUUUCCGGCGCUUCCGCAGCCACGCCGACAAUCAGCAAUGAUGAGACCGAUGCUUACAUUAGUCGUAAGACCGUCGAGCAUGUUUUAAAUGCACAACAGUAUCAGAAUUUGAGUGUCGUGCAGGACAAAAUAUUUGCCAAUAACAGUGGCGGUGUUACGAAUCAGCCAGCAGAUGGGAAAGACGUCGACACGCUAACGCACAAAAUCGGCAAAGUACUCAAUGCGCAGCUGGUACGCAAGUAUCACCUUCAGCUGCAACGCAGUCAGAGUGCUGAAUCCGGCCAUGUCAGCGGCGGUUCUUCGAAUGGCUCCUCACCACCAAGCGAUGGUCUAACCAUGCCCGAUCACUUAAAUCAGCCGCGUCGUCGCGACUCGGGCAACUGGUCAGGCGAUCGCAAUAGCGCAAGCUCCGCUUCGUCCACCACUUUGGAUAAUCCUUACCUGUAUUUGGUGGGCAAACGCAAUCCGCCCGCCGUGCCGCAGAGUCCCACACGCAAUGGGUUGCCUUACGACCCCGGCUAUGACUCGUUUUCGCUGAGCUCAACCGACUCGUAUCCGCCGAAGCAUCAUUUGAAUCCACAGCUCGCCAAGAUACCUGAGGCUGGUGGAUCCAAAACACUCUCCGGUGAUUGCGAAAAGCUCUGCCACGAGGCCGACCAAUUGCUAGAGAAAUCACGUCUUGUCGAGGAGUCACACGAUCUAGAGACCGCACUGGUACUUUGCAACGCAGCCGCUGGGCGGGCACGCGCCGCCAUGGAUGCCCCCUACAGCAAUCCACACACCAUGACAUUUGCACGCAUGAAACACAACACGUGCGUGAUGCGCGCACGCAGUCUGCACCGCCGUAUUUUGGUUGAGAAGGGCGCUGAUAUGGAUGCCAUGCCGGAGAUGAAGCAUAUGCGUGAGGGCAGCAACAGCAGCGUGAAACAUGUGCGCCAGAAUAGUAAGGACAAGACAUUGGACAAGACGCCAACACAGGCAGCCCAAGCAGCCGCCACCGCAGCCGCAAAUAAGAGCAUCGAAAUCUAUGCCACGCUGCCCAAGAAGAAGAGCCCCUUGAAGACUCUAGCAGCUGCGGUAGGUAAUGCUAGUGAUGACAAUGCCAUCGAAUACGAAUCGCCACAGCCGGUGGCAGCUAAGCCUGAGCGCGAGAGCCGCUCAUUAUUCGGCCGAAGCAGCAACAAGUCGGAGAAGGAGAAGCGCAGCCGCAGCGAAGAUCGUAAUAAGCUGACGCGUGAAUUCUCAUUGACUGAAACAUUGCUUGUUAACGCGAAGGAUACGCUCAAGAAGCACAAGGAGGAGAAAGACGAAAAGAAGGAGAAAGAUAAGAAUGGAAAGAAGCAGCAUAAAAUUCGCCGCAAGCUUUUGAUGGGCGGCCUAAUACGCCGCAAAAAUCGCUCCAUGCCCGAUUUAACCGAGGCAGGUGAUGAUGCAACGACCCAGAAAGAGACGCCUCCACCACUAGCCACUUCGGUGGACGACAGCUCUGUGGGUUUGAAUGGCAAGAACGGCAUGAGCGGCUACAUCUCGGAGGGUCACUUCGAAAAUCGCGACUCGAACAAUGCCAAUCCGAAUUUGGAGCGCAGUAAGCUUAUGCGUAAGAGCUUCCACGGCAGCGGACGCCAGUUGACUGUAGUCGCUAAGGUCGCGCCACCACCACCAAUGCGCACGAGCUCCGCGCUCACCCAACAACAACUGCAGCAACAAUUGGCUUUGCAGCAGCAGCAAGACGCAGCAGUGCUACAACACUUCCACCAUGAAGCAAAUCUCUCUAACAUUUCCGUCAUGAGCUCAAACACUUCCAUUAGCGAAGACUCGUGCCAGACCAUUAUCACGACAUGCGCGCAGGUGCACAACGAACAGAGUCCGCCGAAGGAUAACAUGUACCAGACAUCGAACGGCGUGAGCGCGGGUCAGUACCAACAUCACAACGGUUAUGCCACCACAACGGCUGAUCUGGGCAGAGAUGAAGUUGAAGGCAUAUCUGGCGGAAGUAAUGGCAACAGCAAUGGCAGCGGCAGUAAUCCAACCGAAGUUCCGCUUGAACUUCCGCCAUAUCCGAGCCCACCGCAGUCAGUUUGCCACUCGCGACAGGCCAGCGAAGAUUUUCCACCACCACCGCCGGAGAUCGAUCUCGAGCCACUGAAUCAUCAAAUCAAUCAGAUACAGGUGCUUGAAGCGAACAAACAGCAACGCAACAUGGAGACUCUGGAGGGCACCAGCAGCAUUUUGGCACAGCUGCAGCAGCGUCACCAGCUCAUGAAAAUGCGCAAAGAACAGGCCACGCCCACAUGCGAUCCCUCUAAUUGGCUCAAGGAGUUGCAGGCCAAGCAAACUGAUCUCAGAAAUGCACAACGUGCCACAGAUUCGCCAGUCGCGCAGCUGACGCAGCAGUCCAACGGCGUGCGCGAACUGACGCACCGCUUCGAGCAGUCUAAAUCGGCCAGCAGUACAGGUGAACAGCAACCGCUGCGCUCCUACUCAUCACAGGAGCUGCUCAAUGCCCCAAAGCCGCCGAUACGUACGCAAAUGAAUGGCCUGCCGCCAAUGCAGCACAACGUUAUGUCACCAACAGCCACGUCCGGCACCCCACUGCCACCCAAACCCGAGGCAGAUGAAGUGGACUGCGCGCCACAACGCCUUCAGCGCCUGCCGCCACACCAGGUAUUGCCCAAGCCGAAAUACGAAGUACCGCAGUCGCAGAUCGCCGAAGAGUUGCGUGAGGUCGAAAUGCUUAACACAAUGGUGCAGCAAACUUUGAACCAUUCGCCUGCUGUACAGCAUCAGCAGCAGCCGCAAGAACAACUGCAACAGCAACAGCCACAACUAUGCGCGGAGCAAAACGGGCCAUCUGUUGCUUUGCCCAAGCGCGUCAAGAAGAAGAGCGUUUCCUUCUGCGAUCAAGUGAUACUCGUUGCAACAGCGGAUAAUGAAGAGGACGACGACUUCAUACCGAAUCCGAUUUUGGAACGCGUGCUACGUACGGCGCAAAAUCCCAACGAGAAUGUGACAGCGCAGCUCAUUCAACAACAACAACAGAACAUGAUACGACUGCCAACCGAAGCGCAACCGCGUGUCGUACAACCGCUGCCGCCAUUAGUGCAACAACAACAACACCAACCGCCAAUGGCACCUCCUUUGGCGCAGCAGUCGCCAAUGCUUGGUGCUGAUCGACGCGCUGUACCACUGCAGGGCCAAGAGAUGCAGCGCUAUGUGCAGUUGCAGCGACCACAAUUGGAAGCGCUGCGCCAACAGCAGCAACAGAUACAGCAGCAACAACAGCAGCAGCUGCAACAGCAGUCGGCUCUGCCAUACAUGCCAGCAGGACAGGUGUACGCGCCCAUGCAGGACAUAUAUCGCAUGCAACAACAACACCAGUUACAACAGUACGCUGCACAGCUGGCGCCGCCACCUUUACCACCAGCGCAUCAGCAGCAUUCACAAUUUGAUGAGCGCAUGCAUGCCAACAACAACAACAACAACAGCGGCGGCGCGAAUCAUGUUUUGCUUGCAGCACGCACCAGCAUGAGCGGCAUCGCUAAUGUUGCCACGCAGCAACAUAUGCAGAUGCUAGCAGCUCAGCAACAGCAGCAGCAGCAGCAAUUACAACAGCAACAACAACAUUUGGACGCGCAAUCUAGCUAUGUGAGCAUACCGCGCAGCCACCUAAGUCACCAGCAGCAGCAGCAGCAGCAGCAACAAAGCUACUCAGUUCAAUUGCAGAAGCAUCAGCAACAUAUGCAGCAACAACAACAACAGCAGCAGCAACAACAACAACAACAACAACAACAACAAUUUACACCGAACGUCGCCUACUAUCCAGGCGUACCAGGAUUGGACGCGCCACCUUUGCCAUCACCUUAUCAGCGCGUGCCUUUGCCACACGGCUACGCCAGCGAACAAUUCCCGCCAUCGGCCGCCAACAGCAUGCAGAAGCCACAACAUCCCUAUCCCUCACCAACAGCUAGCCAUCACAGCAGUAGCGCCGCUCCCUCACCUUACUUUCCCGUGCCGCAGAGCGCAGCCGCCGCGCUAGCCAUGAGCGUCAACAUACAGCCACAACACACCACCAAGGCAUCGCAUCAGAAGAAGGUAAGCUUUGAGCCGGGCACCAAAGGCGAAACGGACUCGCUUUGUAAUGGAAGCAACAACAACUCAACAGCGGCGCUACCACCGAAACCACCGAUGAAUCUCACAGCGGGUGGGGGCAACGCCAACACCACCGCAGCCGCAGCCGCAGCACAACAGAAUGGUCUGCCGUCGGUCAUGGCUAUGGCGGCGGCCGCAGAUAGUAGCGUUAAUGUGACCGCUAUUCCCACACGCGUCUACAAUAAUGCCAUCGUCAAGGCUUCGGCCAAGGCGGUGGAGUGUAAUUUGUGCCGAAAGCGGCAUGUAAUUGCGCCGGCCGUGUAUUGCACCAACUGCGAGUACUACUUGCAGAUGUUGAACAGCCGGCGGUAGGAGGGUGUAAGGUGGGAUGGAGAGGAAAGGAGGAAGUGUGGAAGUAGAGAAAGCUUCUGCAAUGAAACGCAAUAAUCGCUGAGCGAAUCUAGGUUGACUACUAUGACUGCAUUUCUGUAGCAUUAAGCGUUGCCGUAAUUAAGCGUAACAUUUAGUUGUACAAUAAUUUUUAGCUUUAAAUUAGUGUUUAGUGAAACUAUGAAAUCUCAAGCCAAGCUGCCGCCCAUAUCAAGAUACAUAUCAAUGCCUACGUUAUAGAACAUACGCUCCAUAUGUGAAGGUAAGUACAUCUAAUGGCAUCGUUUUUUUUUAUUAAAUGCUUACAAAAGCUUGCAGACACAUUGCCACCCAUACAUACAUACGUACAUACAUACGCAACAACUUUCUACCCUAAAGUAUGGCUAUUGAAAGAACUUUCUAAAAUUUUGGCGCAGCUUUCCCUCUCAAAAUUAUGUACUGCAUGGAUUUUCUUUAUGGUUCUACAUAAAGAACAAUUGGCAUUCAUUUUUAUUCAAUUGAAAAAAAGUACAACAAAAAUUCGCUACGUAGCGUUGCUUCUCAAAAAUUUUUAGUCUUUGACUACUCCACAAAAAAUCUAUAAUUCUUCCAUUUCGUUUAACAAAUUAGUAAUUUACUGACUUGAAAUAAUUUUAUUCAUUAAUCAAUUAGUUAUACAUACAUACAUACAUACAUUCAUAUUUAAGCAUACAACUGCAUUUGCAUACAUUUACAAAUUCAUGAAAAUCUCAUACAUUAAACCCAUCUAAUCGUUUAUUAUACGCAAAUAUAUUUUAUAAACUAAAACAAAAAAA
Messenger RNA from Rhagoletis zephyria (snowberry fruit fly), 7301 nucleotides. RefSeq lists its product as uncharacterized. The record is from RefSeq and is a predicted model, not a curated record. Lineage: Eukaryota; Metazoa; Arthropoda; Insecta; Diptera; Tephritidae.